Molecule: messenger RNA, 639 nt
Organism: Hibiscus syriacus
Lineage: Eukaryota; Viridiplantae; Streptophyta; Magnoliopsida; Malvales; Malvaceae
Exons: 2
Coding region: 31-480 (149 amino acids)
Source: RefSeq, a predicted model, not a curated record
AGGAAGAAAAAACCAACGGGAAAAAGGAAAAUGGAACCAUCUCAUUCUCAAAACGAAACCCCUCCCCUCUCUUCAAAGGAAUCCCGCAUGAACCGCUUCAAGCCCAUUUGGCGUUUCUUCUUGAUUUCCAACCUCGCUCUUGGAGCAUACAUAUUUGCAAACCCGAAAAAGAAGAAUACAAGCAUUGCCAAUAACAAACCUGCUAAAGAAGAGGAAGACAGCAAGAGUGAUGCUGAAGCAGCUGUUUCUUCCGAUGCAGUGACGGAUGCCUUAGUUCACGAGGAGCCGCCAAUACUUCCGGUUGUUCCGAAACCCGCUUUGGAUCCGAUUCCCGAAGACCGGCAGCGUGAACUUUUCAAGUGGAUAUUGGAAGAGAAAAGAAAAGCCAAGCCUAAUGACCCUGGAGGAAAGAAAAGAAUCGAUAAAGAGAAGGCUGUUCUCAAGCAGUUUCUUCGUGCAGAAUCUCUUCCCAGAAUUUGAUUUACAUGUCUCGUCGUACUCGACAAAAUUCUUGCUUUAGAGAAGGACUAGUUUCUAUCAAGGAUGGUUUAAAAAAAAACAUGCCAAAGAUGGGGUUCUGGUUUUUGGUACCCAUCUCUUGUGAGAUUGAAUGUUUAGAACUUGUGUUACAUUUUAACA